Calypte anna (Anna's hummingbird) is the source of this 2469-nucleotide messenger RNA. It is a transcript of the gene FJX1, whose product is annotated as four-jointed box kinase 1. NCBI's taxonomy places the organism in Eukaryota, Metazoa, Chordata, Aves, Apodiformes, Trochilidae. The transcript has a single exon. The coding region runs from base 140 to 1420 and encodes 426 amino acids. The record is from RefSeq and is a predicted model, not a curated record. Gene Ontology annotation, biological process: cell-cell signaling.
CAGGGGGAUCUCCGGGCUCAGCUCUGCCGUUCUCCCCGCCGCUCUCCCCGGGGCCAUGCCGCAUCGCCGCGCCGAGCGGCCGAGCCGUGGGGUUGCACCGCCGCCCUGUCCCGCGGCAGCGGCGUGAAGCGGCGGGAGGAUGAAGCAGGCGAGGCGGGCCGCGCCGGGGCCCCUUCCCGUGCUGGGGCUGCUGCUGCUCGGCGCCCUGCCGGGCCUCUGGACCCUGCUGCUGCGGUGGGAGACGGUGCCGGAGCCAGAGCCGCGCCCGCCCGCCGGUCCCCGCCCUGGUCGGUGGGGCUCGGGGCGUUCCCCGGCAGCGCGGGACGGGCCCGGUGGCCGUGGGCAGAAAACUUUUCGUGCAGUGUUGUCCCUGCCACGAGCGGCAGCGAGCCGGGGGGAGCGGGGCGGCGAAGGGCGGUUCUCCACGGCCGGCUCCCUGCCCGCGGCCGCCGCUGCCUCUCCGGUGGAGCGGGGGAUAUUCUGGAGCCGUGAUCUGGAGGAGCAGGUGCCGCCGGGAUUCCCGGCGGAGGAGGCGGCUGCGUGGCUCUCGGCCGCCCGCGCCGCCCGCGUGGCCUCGCUGGAGCGGGGCGGGUGCGGGCGCAGCUCGAACCGUUUGGCCCGGCUGUCGGACGGGAGCCGCGCCUGCGUCCGCUACGGCAUCAAUCCGGAGCAGAUCCAGGGUGAGGCGCUCUCCUACCACCUGGCCGGGGUGCUGGGCAUGCAGGAGCGGCUGCCGCCCAUGGCCCUCGCCCUGGUGGAGGCCCGAGGGCGGCAGUGGGAGCCGGUGCGGGAGGAGCUGCACGGCUCGCACUGGACCGAGGGCGCCGUGGUCAGCCUGACCCGCUGGGUGGACAAUCUCACCGCCGUGGUGGCCCCCGCGCCCUGGGGCGCCGAGGCGGGCGCUGGCCGGCGUCUGCAGCCGCUGUCGGCGGUGGAGCUGGGCAGCCUGUCGCCGUCUCAGCUGGUGGAGCUGGUGCAGUGGAGCGACCUGAUCCUCUUCGAUUACCUGACGGCCAACUUCGACCGCCUGGUCAGCAACCUCUUCAGCCUGCAAUGGGACCCGCGGGUGAUGCGCCGCGCCACCAGCAACCUGCUCCGCGCCCCAGACGGUGGCCUCGUCUUCAUAGAUAACGAAGCGGGGCUGGUGCACGGCUACCGCCUCCUCGCCACUUGGGACCCCUACAACGAGCCGCUGCUCCGCUCCGUCUGCGUCUUCCGCGAAGGCACCGCGCGUCGGGUCGCGGAGCUGCACCGCCGCCGCAGUGCCGCCGCCGAGUUGCGCCGCCGGUACCGGGCGCGGGAGCCUCUUUGGGCCCGGCUCGGGUUCCUCUCGGAGCGGCAGGCAGAGCUGCUGCAGGCCCGCGUUGAUUUCGUGCACCGCCACAUUGACCACUGCCGCGCUCAAGCCGCGGUGAUCUGACGGCCCCGGGCCGGGCGGAGCGUGGCGGCAAGAACCGGCGGCCUGCAGCGCUCCUUUCCCUUCCCUCCUUCCCUCCUUCUUUCCAAAGGAGCGGGACUGACUUGCCUCGGCACCCGCUUAAAGCUGAGGCGGACCCUGACCAGUACCUCGGUACCCUGUAAUUGGUACCACCGGGGAUUGGGGGCAGCGAGGGUGCGGACAGGGGUGUCGGACGCUCGGAUGCGGAUCGGGACCGGCUACCUGCCCGCCGAGGCUGUGGAGGGGAGCCAAGAGCCAUUCAUUCGCCUUUGUUAAGAUCUCUGAGGAUGCAGAGCGCGAUCGGAAUAAUUAUGGCCGCGUUCCACUCCGGGGCUGUUGUGCCCAGGGCUUGAAAGAAUGAGAAGAUUCAGCAUCUGGACUUCUUUCCUUAUCUCCCUUGGUGCACUCGCCGUUGUAGGGGUCGACUACCUUUUCCUUCCCAAAGGGGCAGAUGAAAACUUUUUUUAUAUAUUUUUUUUCUUUUGUAACACACUAUUUAAGUAUGAAUCUUGAUACUUACAAACUAAGAACAGAUUGCACAGUAGAGGAGCUCCUAACUAGCAAAACUGCCCUAUUUAUGAAACUUGUUUCUUACCGAUCUUCUUUAGUGAGACUGAACCUUUCUGCUGAUUGUUAAAUUUUUGUAGACGAGAAGUGGAUAAGAAGCCCAUCUUCCAUUUCCUCUUAAUCUUUGUUGUGGAUGCAUCUGGUUAAACUGUUUCCAUUCCUAAGCUUUUGUUUGUAAUCAUUGCCAUCAUAGUUUCAUUGGACCUGUAGAGUAACUGACUAAUGGGUGACACAAGAGGAUGCCCCAGGUUUUUAAAACAUUGCCAUGUAUGUGUUAAGCCUUUGAGACAAUAGUUAAAGUGGAGGAAAAACUGUUUCAUGCACUUUACCUUGACUUCUUAAUUUUUUAUAAAAGACCUUUUUAUUUUACAAAUUCUGCCUUUUAUGUACAUUCUGUAUGUUCACAAGCUUUUCUGUAACAUACUAAAGAAAUGAUAUUUCAGUAAAGUGUGUUCAUGUUUUGC